GUUAAUGCGCUCCUGUGCAAGACUGACCCUUCUUUUCUGUUUCGCAUGAUCCUCCCAAGUGUACGUGUCACCUGGCUUUUAUACCGCGAAAGCCCCCGCGACUCAAACUUCUCUUUAUCUCCGGAAUCCGCCAUUGGGGUUAAAACUUUCGGACGCUCGGUUAGCAGCAACGAGGAGGGGGAACCAUUUCGUCAAGAACAUUUAGACAAAAAAAAAAAAAGAACAAGAAUAGUUUAUAUGUAGCCACACUGAGGGAACGCUUGGAAAUUUCCAGCAGAGCGACCCCCCCCCCUGCAAGUUAUUUUUACUUCAAGGGGAAACGACGAAUACGCAGGUUGGCGCGCGGCAAGUGAAGCUUUCGCCGCAUCCGAAUAUCCACCGGCGACAUCCCCCCCCCCACCUCGAACCCCCCACGGAAAAGGAACGAGGAAGAUACAAUCCUGGUGGAAUCUCGCGGUUCUGCAGUUCGGAUCCCGGAUUGAGUAAAUGGAUGGAAGGGAGCGGCUGUAGCCCCGGACCUGGGCGGCAAUUCACGUCACUCGAGCCUGCGGUGACACAUAAUGGAUACUCGCUCGUCUGCAAAGGUUAGAGAAUGAAUUGAUGAGGUGGUGGACUUCUUCUUCAGCACAAAGAGAGGAGAGGCUCUUGUUCACCGUCCGCAGUGGGAAUUCAAGGUGACCCCUAAGACUCAACAAAUGUGACACAAAUACGACUUUUACAAGGAAGAGGAACUAAAAUCUGCCUCCCACUUUGAAAUGACCAAGAUGUGUCUGGACACCUGAGUGGACCAACCAACCGUUCUUAUUACUGUCCCCUUUGUAUGAACUAACAUGGACAAAGUGGUCGUCAGUCUCCUGCUUCUGGGAAUCAUGUUUACAGUGGUCCAUGCAUGUCCCAAAUACUGUGUCUGCCAGAACCUCUCAGAGUCUCUGGGGACUCUUUGCCCCUCCAAAGGUCUGCUCUUCGUCCCACCGGACAUAGAUCGUCACACCGUGGAGCUCCGACUGGGUGGUAACUUUAUCCUCAAGAUCACCACUCAGGACUUUGCAAACAUGACGGGUCUGGUGGACCUCACCUUGUCCCGCAACACCAUCGGCACCAUCCAGCCCUUCUCCUUCAUUGACCUGGAGACCCUGAGAUCCCUUCAUCUGGACAGUAAUCGAUUGACCGAUCUGGGACCGGAUGACCUGAGGGGUCUGGUCAACCUACAGCACCUGAUCCUCAACAACAAUCAGCUGAAUAGCAUCUCCAAAGUCUCCUUUGAUGACCUGAUGCUGACCCUGGAAGAUCUGGAUUUGUCAUACAACAACCUUCGCAGUGUGCCUUGGGAAUCCAUCCGUAAGAUGGUAAACCUCCAUCAGAUGAGUCUGGACCAUAAUCUUAUCUCAUUCAUCGAUGAGGGAACUUUCACAGAUCUAGAAAAACUGGCUCGAUUGGACCUUACGUCCAACCGUCUGCAGAAGCUCCCACCGGACCCUAUCUUUGGCCGUUCCCAAAGCAGCAUUGGGAUGACCACUCCGUACGUACCUCCAUUAUCUCUAAGCUUUGGUGGAAAUCCAUUGCACUGCAACUGUGAAGUACUUUGGCUUAGAAGGCUGGAACGAGAAGAUGACAUGGAAACAUGUGCUUCUCCUACAAGUUUGAAGGGCCGCUACUUUUGGUCAGUCCGUGAGGAGGAAUUUGUUUGCGAGCCUCCUCUCAUCACGCAACAUACACACAAGUUGCUAGUGCUAGAAGGUCAAACAGCGAGUUUACGCUGCAAGGCCGUAGGUGAUCCAAUGCCAACCGUCCACUGGGUUGCACCAGAUGACCGCCUGAUCAGCAAUUCCUCCCGGGCCACUAUAUAUGAAAAUGGCACGCUGGAUAUUACAAUCACAACACCCAAGGAUUAUGGAACCUUUACUUGCAUAGCUGCAAAUGCUGCUGGGGAAUCGACAGCCUCAAUAGAGCUGUCAAUCAUUCAGCUCCCUCACCUGACGAAUGGUACAAACCGUACCACACAGUCCAAGUCUGGGCUUUCAGACAUAACAAGUUCUACCAAGAUCAGUAAGGGGGAGCCUAAAAUUCUGCCUGACAAUCCGGUAUCUGUCUCAGAAGUGUCUGCUGUCUCUGCCCUGAUAAAAUGGACUGUUAGCAAAUCAACUCCAAAGGUCAAAAUGUAUCAGCUGCAGUACAAUUGCUCUGAAGAUGAAGUCCUCAUUUACAGGAUGAUUCCCAUAACAAACAGAGCCUUUGUCGUCACCAAUCUUGUGCCAGGGAUGCAGUACGACUUGUGUGUCUUGGCUAUCUGGGAUGACAGUGCCACUACUCUUACGGCCACCAACAUUGUAGGCUGUGUCCAGUUCAUGACCACCGACGACUAUCCUCAAUGCCAGUCUCUUCACAGUGGUUUCUUGGGAGGCACCAUGAUCCUAGUCAUUGGAGGUAUCAUUGUGGCCACUCUACUUGUGUUUAUAGUCAUCCUCAUGGUCCGCUAUAAGGUGACCAAUGGCAUCCAGACAAUAAAAUUACCCUCUGUGAGUAAUACUUACUCGCAGACCAAUGGGGGGGUGAACAGGUUCAAUGGAGCCCCACCACAAGUCAAAUCUGCUGUCGUGGUCAUGCGUGAGGAAAUGGUGGAGUUUAAAUGUGGAUCCCUUCAAAGCAGUAUCUCCUCAUCUUCAUCCUCGUCUAACUCACUGGACAGUCAAACAGGAAGAAGGGUUGGUGACUGCUACAGCAUGCAGGGAGCUGAAUGCAGCACCCUACCUAGCAGCAAGUUCCGGAGACAUAGGCACAGCUCAAAACCGCAGCCAAACCUGGACCACCUUUUGGGAGCCUUCACCGCAAUGGAGCUGCGUGGGGUAUCAAGAGAACGUCAAGGGGUCCCAAGCCCAUCUAACACUUCCAGUGCCAUGAUAACGGGAGCUGUAGCACCCCUGUCCGACAAAGAACCUCUACUUGGAAGGGCAGAAUCCACCACCAUGUUGGGUCGUCUCCUUGGGCUACCUCAAGAAGGUAAACCCAAAAGAAGCCAUUCAUUUGACAUGGGUCAUGCGGGUGCCACGCAGUGUCGUGGGACCCAUCCUCGCAGGAUCAGUAACAUCUGGACUAAACGCAGUUUGUCUGUUAAUGGCAUGCUACUACAGUACGAUGACAAUGAGGACGACAAGCCUAGUUUUGAGAGCUCUGAGUGGGUAAUGGAGAGCACAGUUUGAGUACGGUUGAGCAAAUUCUAUGCCAAACAAUACAGUUAAACAAGAACAAAAGAUGUAGAAAUUCCAAAAGGCGGAGUAUUCCACAAGGGACCAGUUUUGGGGAUUUUCCAUUAAUUUCAACCAUGUGAUUACUGUUUAACAAAACACACAACUCAAACAGUCUCCAACUGCAUAUGAAUAAUGGUUCAUCUUUCUUGAGUCUUGGAUAAUGCACAAAUGGCCUGGAAUAACUCCUGCUCAACUUGGCACUUGACAGUAUCAAAAAGGGGAAAGAGAGAUGAAAAAUGCUGAGUGGAUUUACUGGGUCUUUAUCAAAUGACUUGAAUGCCAAGUGGAUUUUCCUCAGCUAUGGUGAAUGGGAUGUAGUUGUGUGUGACCCGCUACGUGAAAUGGGACUACUGCCACAAUUGACCGAAAGACCACAGGAUCACCAUAGGGACAUUUAAAACUUUUUACAUUUUACUUUCCUCUAGGUUUUCUAUCAUUUUUACUAUUUAUUAUUUGGGGUAAAUCAUCAAGCAGCAGUGGGCAGCAUACCAAUGGGGUUGUUCAAAAUAAUCUACAUAUCACAAAAAUGCAUCUUUCACACAACCAAUUUUGACCAACACCAAUUACGAUAUUACCCUUUUCUUAAGUAGAAGAAAGACAUGAGACCAUCAACUUUACCUUGAUUUCUACCCUGGGUAAAGUAUCAUGUAUUGCUAUUUCAGUAGUACUUCAAUUUCCAAGUUUAUUUGGUUCUGUAAUGGAGCUCUCAUCUCAUAUCACAACUAUUCCAAAUCAACAUUGCCCAUUCAAAUCAAUUUGAAUCGAUGUUUAAUCAGUGCUUGGCCCCUCCCAAAACACAACCGUUUUAGUUUGUUAUAUGCUAAUUGUUGACAAUAUUUACAGCACAAUGAAUCAGCAGAUUACCACAUGGGGGAGCAUUACCAUUCAAUUCUAUAUCAAUCUCAGAACAUUCUUGCCGACAGACAAAACACAAGAGACAUGCACAGUUUACAUCAAAAAACUAUCAGCUCAACAAAUUUACACCAAAUUACCGUAAAUUUAAAAACGGUUCCACUUUUAUUUUUACGAUCAUAUCCUGGCAACUGAGCUGCAAAUAUAUUAUCCUAAAAGCUCAAUCCACCAGUCAAUCAAAGUGUAUCUAUAUAGCUCUUAAUCACAAGUGUCUCAAAGGGCUGCACAAGCCACAACAACAUCCUCGGCUCAGAAAAGCUACUAACUUUAUUUUACAGUUCAGGAAAAGUAAGUAUUGUUUUUGAUAAAUCAUUUUUUUAAUCAUCCACUUCCCCUCAGCAUUUCUCUACGUCAAUGGUAAUAAAACAAUUUUAUGUUGCUCUCUAGGUACAAGAUAAUGCCAGCGAGAAAAACCCGAUACUUUGGCCAGAUCUUACGGAGUUUAUUCCGUCAACCAGAGACAGGGAGGCUCGUAACUCAAAUGUUUGCUGGCAAUUUAAAGAGUAAUAAACAGCCGAGAGACAGCUCGCAUCUCAAGAUACUUGUAAGUUAGGGUAUUCCAAGUCAAGGCACCACUGUACCCAUAUACAAAGACAGAAACAAAAAAAAAGCACAACUUUUCGGGUUUAUGUAUCCAUUUAUUUCCUCCAAUUAGGUCUUCAGUUGUAUUUUUUUUAUUCCGAGUUGUAAAUGACAAUAUCAGAAUCAGUCAGUAUUCAGAAUUACAAACUGAGAUGUCCGCGGUCUCCACUUUGAUGCCUUUCUCAAUAUCCUGUGGCUCUUUGCUGCAACUGAUUAUGUGGGUUGUUUAUAUGUUUUUUUUAAUAGUUUUGAUCCCCUAGGUGAAGCAUUCUGUACAUUUGGCAUAUUUUGUACAAUAACUGGGUGAGAAUGUAAACGUGGGGAACUUAUUUAGUGGUGUGUUUUUUUUGUUGUUUUUUUUUUCAUUGCAAGCAAACAGUGAAGGUGCUUUACUGUGGUGUACUAACUUGGUCAUUUUUAGCUGGCUCAGUGAAAUGGGAUUUUCCAUCAAACUGCACUUGUUCUAAACGUAAAACUUCUAAUUGCAGGGGGAAAUUGGAAAAUCCUGAGUCACAAAGUCCCUUUUUUUUUAUACUUUUGAAUUGGUCACCACUGGGUUACAAAACGUAUUUGGUGUUUGGUUAAAAUCCCCCAAAAAGGACAAAUACAACUGCAGCAUUUCCCAGAUGUGACACUCGGUGUUGAUAAGAGAAAUUUGUUUUAUGUGAAUGGACCAUUUAACUUGCUAGUUCUUCUUGUGUCCUCUUGUAAGAUCCCCUUUCACGCUGCUAACUAAGAAUACUGUUUUCUUCAUGACUUGGCAUAGUCAUGGUUGCCACUCAAGGCUCAAGUAAAAAAAAAAAAAGAAAAAAGAUUUAUGUGUGAAAACAUUUUUGCUAAGAAAAUUAUAUAAAAUGUUAAUAAAUUCU
This is a messenger RNA of Nerophis ophidion (straightnose pipefish), 5608 nucleotides long. Its product is annotated as leucine-rich repeat and fibronectin type-III domain-containing protein 2. Gene Ontology annotation, cellular component: cell surface; postsynaptic density membrane. Gene Ontology annotation, molecular function: protein binding. Bases 831 to 3197 code for a protein of 788 amino acids. The transcript is spliced from 5 exons. The record is from RefSeq and is a predicted model, not a curated record. NCBI's taxonomy places the organism in Eukaryota, Metazoa, Chordata, Actinopteri, Syngnathiformes, Syngnathidae.